GCGAGGCUGAGUAGUCAUGUGACUGUUGCAGAAGCUGGCUGGUACCUCUCACAAUAGGAAGCCGGACAACUGCAGUGUGAUUGUGCUUACAAGUGCGUCACCAUCCCUCACACAAUUCAGCUGCAGCCUCGGUCACCAUAAUUCUUGCCAUAUUUGCCACGUGCAACCCAGACACCAGGGCUAAGAACACGACCUGAAUCAUGUCUGAGAGGCUCCUUUGGCUUCUCCUGCUGCUGUGGGGACCUUACACACAUCUGGAAGCUGAAGGCGUACAACUGGUGAGGUUGCCACCAGAUUCUGAACUGACCCAGGCGUUCAUAAUCUCAGAGCGACUUCACACAGACAAUGUUUCAUCUACUGCGUUGCUUCGUGAGCAUUCUGAAGAGCCUACAACUAACACGAAUGAUGGUUUUGCUACUCUCAACGUUACUGUGUGUGGAACAGUGAACCUGAACAAAAUCGUGGAUGGACUGCUUGACAGCUUGCGGACGGAUAUCAUAGAGCGAGGAAAAGAUAAAAUUAGUAUACCAGAUAUGCACAAAACUUUCCACAAGAAAGUGGGAUUUCUCAAAGUGAAAGGUCAGUUUGAUGGUGAGGAUGGCUGGGCGAAAAAUCUUUCUACAGUGCACAGAACUGCAGACGUUGUAGCUUCAUCAUAUGGCAACUGGAUAUCUGUGUCAUGUGGCUUCGGCCUCGGAUAUCUGGAAGUGGGAUACGACAGAUAUCAAGCCAAGUUCAUAAGAAUCGGACCGCACGGAAAGAUAAGGGGUAUUAUUGGCAAGAAUUCUAUACUUCUCAAUGCGACUGUGACAUUGGGAGCUCAUAACUGUACUAUGACUUUGAAUGAACUGGUUUUGAACCAGUUCGGAGAGCUUAAUUUGAACGUAACAGGUUUGGGCCCAUUAAACUGGCUAUUUUCCAAAAUCUCUACUUUGAUUCUCCAGCACUUCAAAAUGGAAAUUAAAGGCAAAAUAGAAUCCACACUGAAGGAAGAAAUAACAGAGAAGUUAUCCCAUUUUGAUUGCAUGGAAUACUUGCGCUAAUUGUGAUGUAUGAGGUUUGUGUAGCGAAAACCAGAGAAAAAGUCCUGUAUUUGCGGAUAAAAAGCUGUGUGCUCUGUAAAUUUUACCGAUGUUUCAAAGAAACAUGCCUCCGACUUCAGGAUAGAAGUUUCAUAUUCCAAAACACAGUAACCUUCAUAGUCAUUGCUGCAAAAAUCUAAAAUUUCACAUAAACUUACAAGUUUUGUAACAUACCUCGUUUCAGAGCCGCGCCAUUGCUCAAGCAGUUAGUCGCUGGCUUCCCACAGCGACGGCCCGGGUUCGAUCCCGGGAUCUGGUC
This is a messenger RNA of Cryptotermes secundus, 1341 nucleotides long. RefSeq lists its product as uncharacterized. The transcript is spliced from 3 exons. The coding region runs from base 201 to 1043 and encodes 280 amino acids. Lineage: Eukaryota; Metazoa; Arthropoda; Insecta; Blattodea; Kalotermitidae. The record is from RefSeq and is a predicted model, not a curated record.